AUGGAUCUAAAUGGACAAGAUCCUAGAAGCCCACCCCGCCGACCACCUCCGGCCCGAAACGGCUCCCAGAACUACGGAGAUUCACGACAAGGACAGCCUAGGCCAGGACCUGAUGGCUACGCAGGCCAUGGUGACGGCGGAUACGGCGCUCGACAGCAACCUGGUCCACAUGGAGCUCAGCGAAGCAUGACGAUGCCGUACAAUGGCUCCGGAAGCCGUGGAGUGCCGCAGAGACCUGCUACGACAACGGGAAAUCGCCCACCGCCUCAAAGAACCUAUCCUCAGGAACACCAGGCGCCACCGCCGCUGCCAGGACAGUACAACAACGGAUACGACCCAUCGUAUGCCAACGCCAUUGAUGAUGUCUACGACUCUUAUUACGACGAGCCGAGAGCGAGCGUAUCAAGCCACAACUCGUCUCACAACUCGCACGCGCAUAAAAGCAGCGUCUCGAGCCUGCCAGACUUUGAUGCCAUUCCCUCUCACAGCAAGCGAGAUUCUUUCGAGCAGUCCAUGCGACAAGCGCCUGAGCAGCCGCAGCAGGCAGCUUACCAAACUCCCAAGCUGGGCCAUGCCCGCUCCAUGGUAGAGAUGCGUGAGCCGCAAUCCGCCGUCUUCGAGAUGGCCGCCGACAUUCCCGAAGUUCCAGCCAUUCCCCAGACGCAUGCCUAUCAGCCGGGAUAUAAUCAAGGGUACAAUGGGCCUGCUGGAUACGCCCAACCGCCGAUUCCACGAGGCCCGAGUGCGCCUCCAGUCAGGCCAGGCACCGCCGCACCCACCAACCCAGACGGCCUGCCUGCACAUCCAACGCCUAUACGUCCGGGCCAGAUGGAAAACUCGCUUGUGAAUCCGAGUGCCAAGCCUCCUCCUAUUCGAAACUACGGAGGUGGUCCUCAGACGGGGCCACCACCUCAGCAGCAACAGUAUCAGCAGCAACAGUAUCAGCAACAACAACAACAGCAGCAGCAACAAGCACCAAUGCAGCAACCGCAACAACAGCAAGAACCUCCAGUAACCCCUGGCGAGCUGGAACACCUAAGGAUGAUUAUUAAAGGCAACCCCAACGACCAGGCAAGUGCGCUGAAAUUGGCCAAGCGUCUCAUCGAAGCUUCCGACGUGCUUGUGCCAAAUAUCCCCGAUCCGAGAGGCAAGGCAAAAGCUCGCGAACGAUAUCUUGUGGACGCCCACAAGAUCCUCAAAAAGCUGGUCAACUCUCAGAAUGGAGACGCCAUGUUUGUCAUGGCAGAUGGUGCGGGUAGGGGUUUGUUUGGUCCCGAUGGAGAUUCCAAAGAGGCCUUUACGCUGUAUCAAUCUGCCGCGAAGCUGGGCCAUGCUGCGGCUGCCUACCGUACGGCUGUAUGCUGUGAGAUUGGCCACGAGGAAGGUGGCGGCACUCGCAAGGAUCCCAUGAAGGCGAUUCAGUGGUAUAAACGCGCGGCGACUCUAGGCGACCCGCCAGCCAUGUACAAGGUCGGCAUGAUCCUUCUCAAAGGUUUGCUGGGCCAACCCAAGAACCCCAGGGAGGCUGUGGGCUGGCUGAAGCGAGCGGCAGAGAGGGCGGACGCAGAGAACCCUCAUGCUCUUCACGAACUCGGAUUGCUCUACGAAUCAGCAUCGGGUAACGAUGUCAUCAUCCGGGAUGAGCAAUACGCCCUGAGCCUGUUCCAGCAAGCGGCAGAGAUUGGAUACAAGUUCUCUCAGUUCAGACUGGGCUGCGCGUACGAAUAUGGUUUGCUGGGAUGUCCCAUCGACCCGCGACUCUCCAUCGUCUGGUACUCGAAAGCUGCACAACAGGAAGAGCACCAGUCGGAACUUGCUCUUAGUGGCUGGUAUCUGACGGGAAGCGAAGGCGUCCUAGGCCAGAGUGACACGGAGGCGUAUCUGUGGGCGAGGAAGGCUGCUGUGGCUGGUCUGGCCAAGGCAGAGUACGCGAUGGGUUAUUUCACAGAGGUGGGCAUUGGUGUUCCAGCAAACAUGGAGGAUGCUAAGCGAUGGUAUUGGAGAGCAGCCGCACAAGAUUUCCCCAAGGCCAGAGAACGAUUGGAAGACUUGAAACGAUCCGGCAAAGAAAAAGCUCGUCCGAGAGAGCGAAUCUCUCGAAGCCAAAAGCAACAGGAGGGAGAUUGUGUAGUGAUGUAA
This is a messenger RNA of Trichoderma atroviride IMI 206040, 2139 nucleotides long. Lineage: Eukaryota; Fungi; Ascomycota; Sordariomycetes; Hypocreales; Hypocreaceae. The record is from RefSeq and is a predicted model, not a curated record.